Corvus hawaiiensis (hawaiian crow) is the source of this 4379-nucleotide messenger RNA. RefSeq names its product astacin-like metalloendopeptidase. Lineage: Eukaryota; Metazoa; Chordata; Aves; Passeriformes; Corvidae. Gene Ontology annotation, molecular function: metalloendopeptidase activity; zinc ion binding. Bases 2933 to 4159 code for a protein of 408 amino acids. Gene Ontology annotation, biological process: proteolysis. The record is from RefSeq and is a predicted model, not a curated record. The transcript is spliced from 13 exons.
AGAAUAACCAUAUUACACAUAUAACUAAAUGACAUAUGACUGAACAAAAUCUGAAAGAUUUCCUCAGAAGUGUUGUAGCUUUUAUACAUCUGCUGUUUUGAUUUUGACUAUGUACAUUUGCAGUGAAUUCCCACAUCAACAGAAGAGAAAUUUUUUUUUUUUUUAAUUGGUGUGUAGAUAUAUUAUUUUCUUGGUUAUGCCUACAGAUUUCUGCAAACCAGCCUAUGUCCUCAGGCAUAACUCCAAGUUUUGUAGUGGUCAUUUAGGAGAAGUGCUAUUUUUGCUGAAGACUUCUUGCAGACUAUGACACUGUCCAAGUACUUCUUAGCAUUUUGUUAUUAGUUUUGGACACCUGCUAAGAGUUGUUCACAUGUUCAAAAUCUAUGGAGUCCCUACUGUCCACCAAAAACUGGGAUAUACUGACAGGAGAACUCGGGCCUGACAACAUUUCCCACAUGCUUUUCUUGUACGCAUGCAAAGAGAGCAUCUCUUUGUGAAGUCCUUGUUUGGUUCCUAAAGGUUCAAAACAAUUUCUGUGACACUUUCUCUAGUAGAGGUACAAGCUUUAUUUUAGCUAGUAAAACUAUGUCCUAUUUUUGCAAUAUCUCAAUAAAUUAGAGUGUUUUUUGACUAGUGAAAACAGGUCUGCUGACAAUUCCUCCCCCAUGAAUACCACACUUUGGAAAAUAACCAAACAUUGAAUCUAAAUACCAGGCACAAACCAAAGGUGAUAAGAUCUUCAGAACUGGCAGGAGCCGUGAGUGCCAGCACUUCCCCUCGCUCUGCUCUGUGUACUUUGCCAGCUGCAGCAUUUAUAGCCACAUCCUUGAUCCCAAAUAGCCAUCUCCACCAUCAGCACUACUUGUUAGCUUAUGGAAAAACGUGGCAUGCAGCAGUCUAUUUCAUGGACUGUUUAGUAUGCCAGCAUAGUCACAUGUUUAGGAUAAAACAUGCUGCAUCAUUUUUGCCAGCCCAGUUCCCUCACUCUUUCCUGAGCACAUGCAGAUAAUCAGUCAUCCAGGAGUAGUAUUUUCCCAAAAACAUGCUACAAAGAUGCUACCAACCUUCCUAACUUGCUUUUAAAGUUUAUUUUAUGCCCUCACUACUUCUCAUCUUUCCUUUUUCUCCUGGACUCGUUUUCCCUGAGAGUGGUCUGAUUUUUCCUUUUUUCCCCCCAUAACUCUAAUGGAAGCAGGUUAUGUGCAAGCCCCAUUUUGCAGUGUGUUUUUGGUAUGGUUUUGGCAUGCCACGGUAUCUGGCAUCAUGGACUUUUGUUUUGUCCUUGUGUUGAGUGAGAAACAUGGAGAACCAUUGUCCCACUGCAGACCAGAGCUGCACAGCUUUGCUUCAGCACAAGGAAGAUUUUCAUGCCUCUGAAACAUAAAUAUUAAAAACAGACACUUAGCACUGCUUAUUGAGAACAUUUAUGUGCACAAAGGACACACAGCAGGAUUAGCAUGCAGACAAUGGCUGCUUGAUGCUCUUUCAUGGUCACAAGGUCCAUCUGCUACCCUGCUGUGUACUAACCCAUGCCUAGGGCAUACAUUCCUCCAGCCAGUGUGCAGAGAUAGAAAAGGAAAAGUAAUAUCCCCCUGUGCUGCCUCCCUGUGGGGGUGACAAAAGUUUAUCCCUUGACUUCGCCAAUCCAGACUUUCUUAAAUUAGUCAGCAGUGUGCACUGCGAAUAUUCCAUCACUAAAAUAAAGAGUAACCCCCUCCAACACAAUUCAGAUCGCAUUUCCAUCUAACUCCUACUCUUGACUGGGUAUGAUUUCGAGACAAAUAGAUGGAAAGCUUCCUGCUGCUUCUUGAUUCAUUCACCAACAUGGAGAAUUUCUAGAACAUUUUAUUCAAUACAGAAAUAAGGAAUAACAGUGUGAGUGGAUUUAAAACUCACUCUGAGGGUAUCUGAGCACUAGCAUGUUCUAGAGACAGAACCAGUGCAUUUUAUGAUUCAGUUUCCUUUUCCAUGCAUGGAAAACGCGCUCUGACACAAAGCAAAAGUGUAUCAGAGACCAGACGCUUUCCCAGCUACAGCAGCUUCAGCAAAUGGUUCACUAAGCAGAGCUUUGCUGUGAGAAGAGGUUGCUGUGAUAGGAGGCUCAGUGGUUUUUGGUUUGCCUCCUACAAGCAUUCCUAGCUAGAUCUGCUCAUUGCUUCCUACAUCCAUUUCUGGACAAGUGCACCCCUGCAAAGCAAAUCUGUUAAUCAUUCUCAAAAUGAGUAAGUGCUGCUUAUGCUGCUGCUCUCUUUCCCCCUCUCUGAUUGCUGGUCACAAAACUCGUAGGGACACCUAUUACUGUCAGACUGCCAGAAAUAAUGGAACACAGGAGACGUUCCUGAUGUGGUGAAACAUCAAGAAACACAGAGGAAAAACUAAAAAUAUAUAUAGAACCAUAAGGUGAGAAGACGAAGGGUGUCCUCUCAGGGAAGACACAGUCAUAAGCUCACUGAGUAACCAUGUGUUGUACAUUUCAAAGCAGCACAAUACUGUCACGGCCUCCCAUAAUCUCAGUGACAUAAAGGAAAAAGUCACCUACCCUCUGAAAUCCUAACAAUCCAGUACUCUGGAAAGCUAUCCAGGAACAAGGGCUUCCUCUGAACAUUUCAGGAAAGAUCCUACAAGAAGCAGAGGAAGUGCAUGGCAGCAGAAGCACGAGGCUGAGCCAGCUCUAGAGAGCAGCCCGAAGGACCGCGGGAGGCCUGGGGAUGCUACAGAUGGUGGUGACAGCGAUAGCGCAGCACCGGGAGAUGCCCAGAGGCUAAACUGGCUGUUGAGGCAGCAAAAGAAGUUCGCUUCCUGCUGAGAUUCCCAUUGGCUGGGGCAGGAGUUCUCAGGCCAGGCAGAGCAGGCUCUGCUGGUAUAUCUAGCGGCAGCGCUCCUGGGCGGGCAGAGGUGAGGACUCGCACUGGUGGUCUGUCCCCACUGCACAAUGGAUCUCAAGAGGUUCCUGGUCUUCGCUGCAUUUCUGCUUCACGCUACUCUGGGCUUCCCUAUCCAGGAGAACUAUGAAAACAGCACAGCAACAACAGAACCUACUGAGGUUACUACACAAGAGGAUAUAUAUGAAUCUCCUUUGCCUACAGAGACUGAUGAGGAGGACGAAGAUAUUUUUGACAAAAUUCUGAAAGUUAACAAAGACAGCUCUCAGUUCCUGCAGGAAGGUGACAUAGUUCCCCGAAGGAGUCGCAGUGCCAUCAACUGUCGCCAUUGCAACUGGCCCCAGUCCAGUGAUGGGAUUGUUCGUAUUCCCUAUGUGUUGGAUCCUACUUAUGAGGAGAGUCAUGUAAAAGGGAUUCAUGAUGCCAUGGCAGAGUUUGAAGCACUUACUUGUAUUAAUUUUGUGAAGCGCAAGGCAGAACGUGACUACCUCAGUAUUAGAUCUGCUGAUGGCUGCUGGUCCAAUUAUGGGAGAGUAGGAGGUGGACAGACUGUCUCUGUGAUGAAAGGAGGCUGCAUGUGGAAAGGAGUAAUUCAGCAUGAACUGGAGCAUGCUCUGGGCUUUUUGCAUGAACACUCUCGAAGUGACAGAGAUAAACAUGUAAAGAUCAUGUGGGAGUACAUCAGUCCUGCUGACAGACCAGACUUCAAGAAAUUCGAAAACUCCAACAACCUGGGUCUUCCCUAUGACUACUCCUCAGUAAUGCACUAUGGCCCAUACACAUUCACCAAUACCACUGGGAAAGCAACUAUUGUACCCAUUCCUGAUGGAUCAGUACAUAUUGGACAGAGACAGGGGAUGAGCAACUUGGAUGUGGCCAAAAUCAACAAACUUUACAACUGCAGUCGCUGUAGCACUAUUCUUGAUGGACCUUCUGGGUCACUGACAUCUGCCAACCACCCAAAGAAUUAUUCAGAUAAUACCAACUGUGUCUGGCUCCUCCGAACCCGAUCCAGAAAGGUUUCCCUGCACUUUCAAGCCUUUCAGCUGCAGAAAACUAGAGGCUGUCAGGGUGACUAUGUUAAAGUUUAUGAUGGAUCCAGCAAGUCUUCUCCAGUUCUAAUGGACAAGACCUGUGGAUCAAAGAUACCCAAUGACAUAGUUGCUUCUAGUAAUCUUAUGCUCGUAGAGUUCAUCACAGAUGGUGCCCAUACAGCUUCUGGUUUCCAAGCCACCUUUACUGCUGUGAGGAGCCAAAGAUCAAGCAUCCACAACUGACGUAAUGAAGAAGAACCUAUUCUGUGAAUAUUGCAAUUAUAUGUUUCCUACUUUGUUCCUAUCCUGGCUUGGAUCAGUAUGAAAUUUAAUUCUAUUAAGAAUCAAAGUUUUCAUCUUCCUGAAAAAGUUUAUUCCCCAAGCCAUACAAAUGUAAAAAUUCUAGACAUCUGGUGUGUCCCUCCUUUUGUCUGCACAGUUAAGUUAUUAUUAAACAAUUGAA